Messenger RNA from Echinops telfairi (small Madagascar hedgehog), 883 nucleotides. It is a transcript of the gene TMCO1, whose product is annotated as transmembrane and coiled-coil domains 1. Lineage: Eukaryota; Metazoa; Chordata; Mammalia; Afrosoricida; Tenrecidae. Gene Ontology annotation, biological process: endoplasmic reticulum calcium ion homeostasis. The record is from RefSeq and is a predicted model, not a curated record. Bases 77 to 643 code for a protein of 188 amino acids. The transcript is spliced from 7 exons. Gene Ontology annotation, cellular component: endoplasmic reticulum; endoplasmic reticulum membrane; cytoplasm. Gene Ontology annotation, molecular function: calcium channel activity.
AGUCGUUUGACUUCGCUCUUCCUGCCUCCAGGGCGCUUCCACCGUCGCGGGUGGGAGUGCAGGACGGAGGUGCGAGAUGAGCACCAUGUUCGCCGACACACUCCUCAUCGUCUUCAUUUCCGUGUGCACGGCUCUGCUCGCGGAGGGCAUAACUUGGGUCCUGGUUUACAGGACCGACAAAUACAAGAGAUUGAAGGCAGAAGUGGAAAAACAGAGUAAAAAAUUAGAAAAGAAGAAAGAAACGAUAACAGAGUCAGCUGGUCGGCAACAGAAAAAGAAAAUAGAGAGGCAAGAAGAGAAACUGAAAAAUAACAACAGAGAUCUAUCAAUGGUUCGAAUGAAAUCCAUGUUUGCAAUUGGCUUUUGUUUUACUGCUCUAAUGGGAAUGUUCAAUUCCAUAUUUGAUGGUCGGGUGGUGGCAAAGCUCCCUUUUACCCCCCUUUCCUACAUCCAAGGGCUGUCUCAUCGGAACCUGCUGGGGGACGACACCACUGACUGUUCCUUCAUCUUCCUCUAUAUUCUCUGUACCAUGUCCAUUCGACAGAACAUUCAGAAGAUUCUCGGCCUUGCCCCUUCGAGAGCUGCCACCAAGCAGGCAGGUGGAUUUCUUGGCCCACCACCUCCUUCCGGGAAGUUCUCUUGAAAUCAAGCAGAACCCGUCAAUUCUUGUCAUUCUUUUUGGAUGCUCCCAUCAGACCUGCAACUAUUUUGUAGCAAGGACCACAGGCAGCCUUCACACUCAGGCCCCUUUCUAGUUUUGAGUUGUGACCAAUUUACAGCUACAACAGACUUCGAAUAGCACCGGCCAAACCUGGCUGUGCUCCUGGUCACAGGUGAUUGUCCUUUUUGUCUCAUGAAUGUGUUGGUUAGGUCGCUGUGGGCG